AUGGUUACAAGGGCGGAGCCAUCUUGUUUAUUUUGUGCUAGUACUUCCGGUGGAACAGCUGAGGCGUUCGCUAACAUUAAAAGCAAGGGCAAAAAGAAGUCAGGUAAAAUGACGAGUAUAAUUUGUGCAGUCCGUGGUUGCCAUAACAAUUGGAGAAAAAGAAGAUUGUCUCUUCAGCAAGAGUGUUUUACUCACGGGAAGAAGCGAAUUGAAUGCUGUGGGCCAUCGUUUCAUCUAUAUCCGCCUCCUAGCGUUGAGGAAGACCGGCGUCUUUGGCUGAGGGCACUUCACUUAAAAAAAACUCCAAAAAGACCCUAUGUCUGUUCGUUUCAUUUUGUGGAUGGUAGACCUACUACCCAACACCCGUAUCCCGAGAAAUGGCUUGGGUAUGAAGCUCCGGUGCGACGUCCGCGACGACAGCUUGUUAGGCAAUCAGAGGCAUCAACCAGCAAUGCUGCUGAGGCUGAGCCUGAGCUCGAGCCGGAGGGUGAUGGACAUCGCGACAUCGGAACGCAGUGGGAGGAUCAAUGCAUGACCGAUCACAACUAUGCUGCAAGACCUUUACUUCACCAACCUCUGCUGUGUGACCAGGCAACCCAGUGCUCAGCGAGCACUGCAAAAUAUCAAGAGCUUGUGCGAAAUGACAACCUGAGCCUACUUUACACUGGGUUGCAUCUGGAUGCUUUCACCUCUUUGGCUGAUGACCUAACCCGUGAUUUCUCUAACAGCUCUCAUAUUCAUCCGUGGGAUCAGGUCUUAAUGACUCUCAUGAAGCUUCGUCUGAACCUACUUCAACAAGACAUCGCAGAGAGGUUUCAGGUGUCACAGCCCUUUGUCAGCAAGGUCAUUUCUUUCUGGUUAGAGGUCAUGGAGGAGAGGAUGCGGCUUUACAUCCCUUGGCUACCCAGGGAGACUAUUAGGGCAACAAUGCCACAGUGUUUCAAAGAGCAUUAUUCAUUAACCACCUGUGUCAUCGACUGCUCUGAAACGCCCCUUCAGAAGCCCCACAACCUUGAUUCCAGAGGGGAGUCUUACAGCCACUACUAUGGACAAAAUACCAUCAAGUUCCUGGUAGCAAUUGCACCUUGUGGCCUUAUCAUGUUCGUGUCACCUGCAUAUGGAGGAAGGUGCAGUGACAAGUUCAUCACUGCAAAUUCAGGUUUUCAUUUUCAAAUCGCCGUACAUCACAGGGGGCCAUCUCCUCAUGUCGUCCAUCCACUCUUUUAUUUGACUAGGGUGUUGUAAAAUUUCACCUCCACUACUACGAACAGCAUCGCUUGUCUCUGCCCAGGUAACAUCCAUCUUAAAGGUCACACUAAAGGUUAGGUUACACUAGCUAACCGGAACUAGCUGACCGGAAUAUCAUACACAAAGCGGAAGAAAAAAGCUGUUAAAAAUGGGCGGGGCGUAAUAGGGUGAAUUCCCCUCUUGUGUCAUGUUUAGUUUCACUUCUUGCCUGAGUUUCCCUCCUGUGCCUGAUUGUGUCAUUGUGUUCACCUGUUGCCCCUGUGUUUCUCCUCCCCUCUCCAGCUGUGUCUUGUCUUGUGAUUACCCUUGUGUAUUUAGUCUUGGGGUACGGUCGAAUUGUCAAAACAUCAGCUCCUAUCGUCUAUUCCUUGACCUUUGCGUGAAACGUCACGGGGUUUAGGAAUAGUGGAUAGGAGAAUUCAAAAGGACUUAGGCAAAGAAGACUACAGUGCGUUUAGAGUCCAACUGCACUUACACUAUCCCUAUGAUGCGCCAGUGGACGUUAUUAAUGUGCAGGGCCGGUUCUUCCUACAGGCCAUCAAGGCGACCGCCUAGGGCGCCAAAUUGGCGGGGGGCGCCCCCUAGUGGCGCCCUUAAGCACACAUCUUUGUUUUAACAACAUUGAUUAACAAUUUUUUUUUUUUUUUAAAGCAUGGGAUAUAAAACCCUCAUUGAAUUAAAUGAACAUCCCCAAACCCAUAUUUCGAAUGAAAAUGUA
Eleginops maclovinus (Patagonian blennie) is the source of this 1966-nucleotide messenger RNA. RefSeq lists its product as uncharacterized. Lineage: Eukaryota; Metazoa; Chordata; Actinopteri; Perciformes; Eleginopidae. The coding region runs from base 1 to 1245 and encodes 414 amino acids. The transcript is spliced from 2 exons. The record is from RefSeq and is a predicted model, not a curated record.